CUUUGUCCAUUUUUUUCCAGCCCAACUUGUACUACAAAGAAGAAACUAGGGUUAACAUUAAAUACUCCAAACCCCAUUUGUCAUAUCUCGUAGAAACCCUAAUUCAAUCCGCCCACAGCAGCUGAGCAGAUUGAUUGAUAGAGAGAGAUGGCGAAGUCGAAGAAUCAUACGGCGCACAACCAGUCGGCGAAGGCUCACAGAAACGGCAUCAAAAAACCGAGGAAACACCGUCACACGUCAACCAAAGGGAUGGAUCCCAAGUUCUUGAGGAACCAGAGGUAUGCAAGGAAGCACAACAAGCAGGCUGGUGCUGAAUCUACCCAGGAAGAAUAGAUGAUGUUUGUUUUUAAAGUUUUAUCUUUUUAAUGAUUUUUGUUUGUUGUCAGAUCAAGAAUCUAACUUGUCAGAUUUGGUUUUGAUUUAAUAUGAUAUCUUGAUGACUGUUUUUUAUUAA
Molecule: messenger RNA, 454 nt
Organism: Lactuca sativa (garden lettuce)
Lineage: Eukaryota; Viridiplantae; Streptophyta; Magnoliopsida; Asterales; Asteraceae
Product: large ribosomal subunit protein eL29z
Biological process (GO): cytoplasmic translation
Cellular component (GO): cytosolic large ribosomal subunit; ribosome
Molecular function (GO): structural constituent of ribosome
Source: RefSeq, a predicted model, not a curated record